This is a messenger RNA of Leucoraja erinaceus (little skate), 1482 nucleotides long. Its product is annotated as zinc finger protein 239-like. Gene Ontology annotation, molecular function: RNA polymerase II cis-regulatory region sequence-specific DNA binding; DNA-binding transcription factor activity, RNA polymerase II-specific. The transcript has a single exon. Gene Ontology annotation, biological process: regulation of transcription by RNA polymerase II. The coding region runs from base 683 to 1444 and encodes 253 amino acids. The record is from RefSeq and is a predicted model, not a curated record. NCBI's taxonomy places the organism in Eukaryota, Metazoa, Chordata, Chondrichthyes, Rajiformes, Rajidae.
CGAGUUGGGCCGAAGGACCUCUUUCCACGCUGUGUCACUCGAUGACUAUUAUGACCAAGUGCUGGAGCAACUCAGCGGGUCAGGCAGCAUCUGUGGAGAGAAGGAAUGGGUGGCGUUUUGGGUCGACACCCUUCUUUGGUUUAGUUUAGUUUAGAGAUGCAUCGCGGAAACAACAGGUUUUUCGGCCCACGGAGUCCGCGCUGACCAGCGAUCACCCCGUACACCAGCACUAACCCACGCACAUUAGGGACAAUUUAGCUAUUUUGCGGAGGCCGAUUAAUCUACAACCCUUAACGUCUUUGAAAUGUUGGAGGAAACUGGAACACCCGUAGUAAAAAUCCACGCAGGGCAAGGGGAGAACGUACAAACUCCGCACAGACAGCUCCCGUAGUCAGGAUCAGUCGCUGGUCUCUGGCGGUGAGGCAGCAGCUGUACCAGUGCGACAGUGUGCCGCGCUGAAUUAUAUAACGGUUUCCUCCGCCAUAAACACACUCAAUAUGUGCUCGUAAUGUCCUGUUUGCCAGCUUGUUGACCCUCUGUGUUCCCCUCCUGCAGGGUUUAGGAGCCGUUGAUGUGGACGGAGAGACAGGGACGUGAGCGGCCAUUGAGGGUGCCGGUGAGCCCCCCAUCUGCUCGGUGUGCGGGCUGAGCUUCGAGGGGCUGAGCUUCGGUGGAGGACCACAUGACGGGGCACAACAUGGAGAAGCGAAACAUGGGAGUACACCCCUUCGUCUGCUCGGAGUGCAAAAAGAGUUUCAAGACGGCCAUUGUCCUGGAGGCACACCGACGGAUUCACACGGGCAAGAGGCCCCAUGGCUGCUCCACAUACGGCAAGAGCUUUACCCAGUUGUCGCGGUUGCGGGAGCACCAGUACGUACACAGCAGUGAGCGGCCCUUCACCUGCUCCGACUGCGGCAAAGGCUUCAAGUCGCCCAAGGACCUGAAGGUGCACCGGCGCCUGCACACUGCGGAGCGCCCUUACAUCUGCAGCGACUGCGGCAAGGGCUACACCCAGUCCAGCAGCCUGCUGAAGCACCAGCGCACGCACACUGGCGAGCGCCCCUACACCUGUACCCAGUGCGGCAAGGGCUUCACCCAGUCCAGCAACCUGCUGAAGCACCAGCGCACCCACACCGGCGAGCGCCCCUACACCUGUGCCCAGUGCGGCAAGGGCUUCACCCAGUCCAGCAGCCUGCUGAUGCACCAGCGCACCCACACCGGCGAGCGCCCCUACACCUGUGCCCAGUGCGGCAAGGGCUUCACCCACUCCAGCAGCCUGCUGGUGCACCACCAGCGCACCCACACCGGCGAGCGCCCCUACACCUGUGCCCAGUGCGGCAAGGGCUUCACCCACUCCAGCAGCCUGCUGCUGCACCAGCGCACCCACACCGGCGAGCGCCCCUACACCUGCGCCCAGUGUGGCAAGGGCUUCACCCAGUCUUGACUCGGCUGCUGUCCCACCAGCGGGUUCACGCCGGCGAC